GCGUAAAAUAGUACAAUAUGUCAAAUAAACGUAAGUACGUCAAUGUCAAAAUAAUGUCAUCUAUUGUUGAUGAAUUCAUGAAAUGUUUACGAAACGAAAUACCUGUGGUGCUAGGACAACAAAAGUAACACUUAGAAUCUAAAACAAGGGUUUAUUCCCGUUAAUUAGUUAUUGAAAUCUCUAAAUCGAUUUUAUACCUUAACAUGGGAAGUCUAGAUAGAGCAGUUUUGACGGGUUUUAUAUGUCGUUUGUGUUCUGAAAUGCAUCGAGUGGUACUACAUAUUUAUGGCGAAGAAGGCUUACGCUUGAAGAUAUCUGAGAAAAUUAGUAGAUAUCUUUCAAUAAAUGUGUCGCGCGCAGAUCCAUUACCAAAAACAAUUUGUAAAACUUGUUUAGAACGAUUGGAAAGUCAACAUAGACUCGUAACCGUGAUGGAACACGCAGCUCAAUUACUGAAACGUAAUUCAAGCGACCUAGAAAUAGGUCGCGGAAAAGAGAAUAAUGAUAAUAAUAACAAAAAUGGUGGUUCUACACUUUAAUACACAUAGGUUUGUGUACUUUAGGCUAAAUGAACUUUUGUUUAAAUAGUGAUGUAAAAAUGUAUAAAUUACUAGCAAUCUAGCAUACCUAACAUCACAUAACUCAAAUGCAAUAGCCGAAGAGGUGCUUCAUUUAAAUAUAGUCAUUUAUUAAACAAUUAAUAUUGGUCAUACUCCAAUAUACCUAUUAAGUAAUACUGGUGUAAGAACUUUACCUAUUUGUGUAAGUAACUAAAUGUGAAGAUUGGCAUUAAUUGGCUAAUUGCAUUGAAAUCUAACAAACAUGGACUUUUCAAUGGCACAUGAAAAGAAAAAGUGGUUUGUUUACACAUAACUAAAUGUAAUGUUACAAAUUAUGACAAAUGCUUAGAUAGCAGGAUUGUUACUGUAUUAAUGAAUUAAGUAAACUAAUGUGGCAUUGUUAGUAGACUGUAAUGUUGCUAGUGAUCUACAAAUAAAAUAUAAUUAAUUAUAAUUAUUAUGUCUAUGUAUUAAUUUAUUGGAUUAGGAUUAUUUAGAUGUCAUGGAUUUUAAUAUUGCCUGGUAUAUGGCAAUAGGUUCACCACCUAAUACAUGGGACUCAUAACAUACUCAGAGAAAAGUGGGUGUUACA
This is a messenger RNA of Spodoptera litura, 1152 nucleotides long. Lineage: Eukaryota; Metazoa; Arthropoda; Insecta; Lepidoptera; Noctuidae. The record is from RefSeq and is a predicted model, not a curated record.